AUGUCGACCUUCAACGGAAUUGUCAAGGAGUUUCCCAAUAUUAGGAUUGACUUUUUUCGCACGCAUCCGGGCAAACCUCCUCCGGCAGCGUACUUCCUCAGUCAUGUCCAUAGUGACCAUUUACUGGGCUUGGAAUCGGUCAAGAUGCCGUUCGUCUACUGCUCAGCCACGACGCGGCGAAUCCUCCUCAAGCUAGAGAAAUAUCCACAUCGCAUCAACUUUGCGAAGGGUAUACUUGAGUCUCGUAAGCAACAUUAUCGUCACCUGAAGACGGUGUUGCGACCGCUCCCCCUUCACGCAAGUACCGAGCUUGAAUUGGGCCCAAAAUCUACAAUCAGAGUCACCUUGCUGGAUGCCAAUCAUUGCCCAGGAGCUGUUAUGUUCUUGAUAGAAGGGGACGGAAAGGCGAUAGUCUAUACAGGUGAUAUCAGGGCUGAACCAUGGUGGGUGAAUUCGAUUGUGCAAAACCCCGUAAUAUUGCCAUAUGCUUGCGGGCUGAAAACGCUUGAUUGCAUAUAUCUUGAUACUACAUUCGCAUCCCAUGAUGAGCCAUAUAGGGAGUUCCCCACGAAAGCAGAAGGGUUAAAAGAGCUUCUUGAAAAGGUUCGCCAAUGCCCUGCGGACACGAUCUUUUACUUCAGAGCAUGGACUUUGGGCUACGAAGACGUCUGGAUUGCCUUGUCCAAUUUGUGCAAGUCUCGAAUCCACGUGGAUGACUACCAGUUUCGAAUAUUCCGACCUGGCGACGAAGUCGGAGGAGACUCAUACCACAACGAAGGCGCAUCUCUUACAGGGUUUACAGUGGGAAACCACAAACUUUCAGGUUGCCUGACUGCUGAGAGUAAUGUCAGGAUCCACAGUUGCGAGCCUGGGACAAAAUGCCAUUCGAGCAUCAAAGGAUUGAAGAAUAUUAAGUGGAUUACACCCAUCAUAUCUAGACUCGAAGACGGAACCGAACUUAGAGAGAUCGGGGCAGGCGGAGGAGGAGGCGAUCUUUACCAAUCUUCCGACUUGAGACUAGACGACUUGACAUCAAUCCAGCAGCUUGCUGCAACUUGCGCCGAGCUUACGGACGAUGAAGCAGUGACUACUAUGCUCAAGGACGAAGUCACAAGAGCCCACAGACUCCAACGCUUCAGCAUGACAUUGGAGGGGGUUGAAGACUUACACUCAGGCGAGAAACCCUUGACCCUGAGAGAUUUUUUAGCACUCCUGUCUAAGUUCCACCCAUCUAUGCAUGCUUCGAGAGGACAGUCAGUGCCUCGGGGUAGACAAAGAGAUGCUGGCGAUACCAUCCAUUUUCCGUACUCUCGUCAUUCCUCUUAUCAUGAACUGCGCCACCUCAUUGGAGUGUUCAGACCGAAAGAUAUCUGUCCUUGUACAGUGGAUCUGGAAUCUUGGUGUGAAGAUCUCAGCAUGGAGGCUCUUUUUGGUGAUCUCUGUGUGGAAAAGACGUUCUACUACGAUGAGGAGACUAGACAGCAAGUGGAGGAAUGGAGAGAACGGGAAAGCUUAAGUUCGAUUAGAGGUCGAAAAAGAAAACGAGGAGAUGAAGAAACUCAAGAGACCGAAACUCAGGAGGACCACCAGCAAGUGGCAGUCGAUGAAAGUUCUCAAACAAACAUUGAUGGACCAGGAGUCAACACAACGAAGGGGAGUCUCUCUUCGAGCGGAGACAUAGUCGGUCAUGCUCAAGUGGAAGCGUCUGAGGACAGCGAUGGUGGCAGGAUACAAAUCACCUUGGAUGAUGGCUCGGAUGAUGACUGCGAGUCUCUUUCGAUGUUUGACAGCAUCCCCGGAGAGCGAUUGGUCAUACCUGUCAGGAAGUCGGCAAUGAAGUCAUCUAAUGAUUCGCCGUCGCAGGGUUCUGAUUGCGGCGAGGCCCCUGGUGAUCAAGAGCAAUUGAGAAGGUACGCGAGAAUGGAGGCGUAUCAAGCUGCAAGGCACUGUCUACUUAGAAACGACAGCAGUCAAUGGGACGAUCUGUGCCUGAGAAGUGUUGGGCGUCGUGGGCACGAGGAAGAAGAAAUCGAGUUAUAG
Messenger RNA from Capronia epimyces CBS 606.96, 2040 nucleotides. RefSeq lists its product as uncharacterized. The record is from RefSeq and is a predicted model, not a curated record. NCBI's taxonomy places the organism in Eukaryota, Fungi, Ascomycota, Eurotiomycetes, Chaetothyriales, Herpotrichiellaceae. The coding region runs from base 1 to 2040 and encodes 679 amino acids. Gene Ontology annotation, molecular function: 5'-3' DNA exonuclease activity; damaged DNA binding. Gene Ontology annotation, biological process: protection from non-homologous end joining at telomere; double-strand break repair via nonhomologous end joining; interstrand cross-link repair. The transcript has a single exon.